This is a messenger RNA of Triticum urartu, 2504 nucleotides long. The record is from RefSeq and is a predicted model, not a curated record. NCBI's taxonomy places the organism in Eukaryota, Viridiplantae, Streptophyta, Magnoliopsida, Poales, Poaceae.
CUUACCAUGUUUAUUUUGCAGCUACAAAAAUGCAAUGGGAGGUAUUUGGGCGGUGUCCGUCCUCUUCUUGUGCUAUACACUGACUGAAACUCUACGAAUUUCAAGUAGCACAUGGUUGAGCAUUUGGACUGAUGAGGGUUCUCUGAAUAUCCAUGGCCCUGGUUACUACAACUUAAUCUAUGGCAUUCUUUCUUUUGGGCAGGUUCUAGUCACUCUCACGAAUUCUUACUGGCUGAUCACGUCAAGUCUUCGAGCUGCCAAGAGGUUGCAUGACUACAUGCUCCGGUCUAUAUUAAGAGCUCCCAUGGUAUUUUUUCACACCAAUCCACUUGGACGGAUCAUCAACAGAUUUUCGAAGGAUUUGGGUGACAUUGACAGGAAUCUUGCUGUCUUCGUCAACAUGUUUAUGGCACAAAUAUCUCAGUUGCUCUCAACAUUUGUUCUCAUCGGUGUUGUCAGCACUAUGUCUCUUUGGGCUAUCAUGCCACUUCUGAUUUUAUUUUAUGCAGCCUACCUUUAUUACCAGGCCACAUCACGCGAGGUAAAGCGCAUGGAUUCUAUUACUAGGUCUCCUGUGUAUGCUCAGUUUUCAGAGGCAUUAAAUGGUCUGUCCACAAUCCGUGCCUACAAAGCCUAUGAUAGAAUGUCAAACAUCAAUGGGAAAUCAAUGGACAACAACAUCAGGUUCACACUCGUGAACAUGAGUUCAAAUAGGUGGCUAGCCAUCCGGCUGGAAACAUUGGGUGGCAUCAUGAUAUGGUUCACGGCAACAUUUGCUGUCAUGCAAAACCAACGAGCAGAGAAUCAGAAGGCCUUUGCUUCCACGAUGGGUCUUCUUCUUACCUAUACCCUCAAUAUCACCAAUCUGCUCACAGCUGUUCUUCGUCUUGCUAGUCUUGCUGAAAACAGCAUGAAUGCUGUUGAACGUGUGGGAACAUACAUUGAGUUGCCUUCUGAGGCUCCUCCUGUCAUUGAGGAUAACAGGCCACCUCCCGGUUGGCCAUCAUCUGGUAUCAUCAAGUUUGAAGAUGUUGUGCUUCGGUACCGACCAGAACUUCCUCCUGUUCUUCAUGGAAUAUCAUUCAUUAUUAAUGGAAGUGAGAAGGUAGGAAUAGUUGGCAGAACAGGUGCUGGUAAAUCUAGCAUGCUUAAUGCUUUGUUCCGUAUUGUGGAGCUGGAGCGAGGGAGAAUAUUGAUUGAUGAUUGUGAUACUUCUAAGUUUGGAAUUUGGGAUUUGCGAAAAGUGUUAGGAAUAAUACCACAGGCACCGGUCCUCUUUUCAGGUACUAUUCGAUUUAAUCUGGAUCCUUUCAGCGAGCAUAAUGAUGCGGAUCUAUGGGAGGCUCUUGAAAGGGCUCAUCUAAAAGAUGUCAUAAGGAGGAAUGCUCUAGGGCUAGAUGCUGAGGUUUCUGAGGCCGGUGAAAAUUUUAGCGUUGGACAGCGGCAGCUGCUGAGUUUAGCUCGUGCAUUGCUACGAAGGGCAAAGAUACUUGUUCUUGAUGAGGCAACAGCAGCAGUUGAUGUUCGAACUGAUGCUCUUAUACAGAAGACAAUCAGAGAAGAAUUCAAGAGUUGUACAAUGCUUAUAAUCGCUCACCGCUUGAACACUGUUAUCGACUGUGACAGGUUGCUUAUUCUAAGUUCUGGGAAGAUUUCGGAAUUUGACACCCCCGAGAACCUUCUGAGCAAUGAGGAUGGUGCUUUCUCCAAGAUGGUUCAGAGCACAGGGCCUAGCAAUGCAGAAUAUCUUAAGUCUCUUGUGCUUGGGAAUGGUGAAGAGAGGCUGCGAAAGGAAGAAAGUAAGCUGCAAGAUAUUCAGAGGAAAUGGGCCGCGUCGAACCGAUGGGCUGUUGCUGCCCAGUUUGCACUUGCUGCUAGCCUCGCAUCAUCCCACAGCGACCUUCUCUCAUUGGAGGUUGCUGAGGGAAACAACAUCCUCAGGAAAACAAAGGACGCAGUAAUCACCCUGCAGGGCGUCCUUGAAGGGAAGCACAACACUGAAAUCGAGGAGUCGCUCACCGAGUAUCAGGUUCCAUCUGAUAGGUGGUGGUCGUCACUUUACAAAGUCAUCGAAGGCCUCGCCACGAUGAGCAAACUGGGGCGCAACCGUCUACGGCAACCUGGUUACAGUUUUGAAAACCACGGGUCUAUUGACUGGGAUCAAAUUUAGGUGUAGAACACAGCAUUGCUGCGCUACCGAAUCCCUGGAACCGCAUCGUGGAAUAGUUUGGGGGUGUGCAUUAAUCAGGCACGGUUUAAUUUCUACAGUAUUGUAGUACAUUUUUGUACAUUUCAUUGCCAGUACAUUGACGUGCAAGUCGGGAGUUACUCAGUAGAAACGCCGUCUUGAUGCCUAUCUGAAGGCGAAUAACAAGGGGAUUUUGUAGCAGUGGCAGUCUUGUAAUGUCGUCCGCAUGGGUUACAUUUCUUGUGCCCAAUCUCGGUAAUCAGCGUACCCGAAAUUUUGAUAAUAUUGUGCAAUACGAGUGUACGUGGAUUCUUUA